UCAACCACCUAUAUCCGGGGAGACAAUCGAGGCAAAUGAGACACCCGUCCAGGGCGUCAUGCCCUUCACCGAUUGGUCCUUGUUACUCUCUCAGCCCUAUGGCGACAUCCCGUGAGCAAACAGGUAUAACUAUCCCCGGGAUUCUUUAAAUCGAGAUCCAAGGAAUGCACAUCCGCUAUACAGACCAGCCCUCUCAUCGAAACUACAAUUAUCUGAGGUGAACAGAACUAGAGCAACAUGACGAACUCCCACCCAUACAUGACCCAUCGCGGUGCCCAAGCCAUGGCCGUCAGCAUCAUUUUCACAAGCCUGGCAACAAGCUUCGUCCUCGCACGUCUGUACACUCGAAUCUGGAUAAUGAAGCGCACUGAAGCGAAUGACUGCAUGAUUUUGGUUGCUUUGGUAAACUCAUUCAUCUUCAUGGCCCUCUUCCUCCUCGAAUCCCUAAACGGCAUGGGCAUGCCCAUAGCCCAAAUCCCACCCGCAAUCCUAACAACCCAAAUGAAAGCCUUCUGGGCCACAAUCCCCUUCUACAACGCGGCCGUCCUCACCGCAAAAGCCACAAUCCUAAUGCAAUACCACCGCGUCUUCCCAACGUGCCGUAUGCGCCAUAUCUCCUGGACUAUGAUUGCGCUUCUCGCCACAUACGGGACGUGGUGCGUGCUGAGCGCGUUUUUGAAUUGUAUUCCCGUGGCCAAGUUCUGGGAGCCGACGAUUGAGGGGUUUUGUUUGAGUCAGAAGGGGUUGUGGUUUUCGAAUGCGGGGAUGCAUAUUGCUACUGAUCUUGCGAUACUGGUUAUUCCGGUGCCGGCGUUGGUGGCGUUGGAGUUGCCGAGGAGGCAGAAGGGGGCGCUUAUUGCGAUUUUUGCGUUGGGAGGAUUUGUCUGCGUAACAAGCAUCUGCCGCCUCGUCGCACUCAAGACAAUCGCCGACUCCUCAGAUCCAACCUACGACAACGUCGCCGCGGCCUCCUGGUCCGCCGUCGAAUGCAACGUCGGCAUUAUCUGCGCCUGUCUUCCUACCCUUCGUCCAUUGAUCUCUCGUAUGAUGCCUCGUUUGCUCUCGACACUCAGUGGCACUGAUACUGCUCGGUUGUCUUGUGGACAGGCCCCGACACACGAUGCGGAGUAUGGGAAUGGAGGAGAUGGGGCUGCUCAAGAGGCGGAGAAGGUGCUUGCGAUGGUUCGGGGGCAUACGCCUGAGAGUGGAAACGGGGUUGAUAUCGAGAGGUAUAUGUCGGUACAGGAUCAUAAGGAGGCUCUUGUGAAGUCCGAGGCGACCAUAGGGUCUUUGUCGUCGUCGUCUUCUUCCUCUUCCCCGAGGAAGUAAGGUUGGACAUUGCCAUGAUUAUGACUUUUCACGUUUUGGCUUUCAUUUUCGUGUAUUAUUUCGGUUUUGUGCUAUUGACGAUGUAUGAUCAUGUAUAAUUAAUCAACCUUGAAUUCAGA
Messenger RNA from Aspergillus glaucus CBS 516.65, 1448 nucleotides. RefSeq names its product putative integral membrane protein. The record is from RefSeq and is a predicted model, not a curated record. The transcript is spliced from 4 exons. Bases 238 to 1329 code for a protein of 363 amino acids. Lineage: Eukaryota; Fungi; Ascomycota; Eurotiomycetes; Eurotiales; Aspergillaceae.